Hevea brasiliensis (rubber tree) is the source of this 1120-nucleotide messenger RNA. RefSeq names its product NAD(P)H-quinone oxidoreductase subunit N, chloroplastic. The record is from RefSeq and is a predicted model, not a curated record. Bases 193 to 876 code for a protein of 227 amino acids. The transcript is spliced from 4 exons. Gene Ontology annotation, cellular component: membrane. Gene Ontology annotation, molecular function: oxidoreductase activity, acting on NAD(P)H, quinone or similar compound as acceptor. Lineage: Eukaryota; Viridiplantae; Streptophyta; Magnoliopsida; Malpighiales; Euphorbiaceae.
UAGUGGCAAAUUCACUCUCAGCUAUCAUUCCUGUUUUCUUAUCUUAUUUCUCAGCCACCCAACUCAAAAACCACACCAAAAUACCACUACCAGUCUUUCGCUUUGGUUUGGCUCCAAAACUCUAGCCUUCUCAUGACUUCAUUCUGCACCACCCAUUUAAAUACUUCCUAGAAAUUUGAAGGCAAAGAAAAAAUGAAAAUGGCUGCAGCCAUCUGCCUGCAACAUGUGGGUACACCACCCUCAAUCAAUCUCCAGCAGAAGCAGCACCAUCACUACCCAACAAUGCGAAACACAGUGAUGAUGGGACUGGUACUAAGAGGAGGGACUUCCUCGUUAAGCAAAACUGGAAAAAGGGUUGGUGGGGUGGUAAGAUGUAUAGGAAUAGCGGACUUCAUAGGAGGGGAUUUGGUGAAGUUUGAUUUAGGACGUUGGCUAUCAGAUGUGGAAGAGCACAAAGCCCUUGCCAUUUACACCCCUCACGAGGGAGGUUAUGAGGGCCGUUACCUUACUCGCCUCAGGUACCAAGGCUACUAUUUCCUAGACCUCACUGCUCGUGGCCUUGGCGAUCCUGAGACCACCCUUACCAAGAUUCACCCUGUUUGCCCUGCACAUCUCGGGAAGCAACCCAUAGCAAGGUGGUACUUUCCACCAGAAGUCGAUUAUCGACUAGCUGCUUUGCCCCCAGAUGCAAAAGGACUUGUCGUCUGGAUAAUCGAAGCGAAGGUUUUGUCGAAGGCUGAAUUGCAGUUUCUGGCAUUGCUUCCCUCACUUCGGCCUAAAGUCAGGGUCAUUGCUGAAUGUGGAAACUGGAGAAAGUUCACGUGGAAGCCACUCAAAGAGAUUGCAGGACUUACCACACAGAUGAAGCUUGAUUAAUUACUUUAGAGGCAGCAGAGAGGGAAAUCCCUGUGCCUCAGUUCUGAUCUUGCCUUUCACCUCGAAGGCUGUGCUGCAAUUGUGAAGAUGAAGAUGAAGAUGAUGAUGUUGAUAAACAACCUUUAUCAACCAUACUUGUCCUACAAAUUUCACAAUAUUUAAAAGUGACACCUUACCAAAUGUCAAUAUAUAACUAUGUUAGAUCUGAUAAAAAUCAAUCAUGAUUAUUUGAUUCCUACGAAAA